Molecule: messenger RNA, 858 nt
Organism: Leptosia nina
Lineage: Eukaryota; Metazoa; Arthropoda; Insecta; Lepidoptera; Pieridae
Source: the annotation of a GenBank genome assembly
AUGUUUCUACCACUUGUCCUAAUAGCGUGUUUAUGGACGACAAUAAAUGGUGCUGUGCAGCUCGGAAUGCAGAGUUCAUGGCAGUUGUUCUAUAAAGGUGGUCGUGUGUCAGGCACGCGACACUCUUACCCCCCUACCACCGGUUUAUCUGGCAAUUCAAAACCACCCACAAUUGGAAACACUCACCACCACGGAUAUAGAACAAACGUUUAUCACAAAGAAGUACACCACUACCAUUAUAGUCCACCACAACAAAUACAUUACGGAUCAACGUACCACCCGGUUUACCAUGGAUCCCCACCGGUUUAUAUUUACGAGUACAGGAAUUCUGGAAGUCGAUUCGAUACCUUACUAACCGGAUUAGCCCUGUACAAUUUGGGGAGGAUGUCUGGAAGUCACAGGAAUCAUCAGGAUUAUAUUUCAACGCCAGGAGAGAUCUGUAAACUUCGUAUCGAACGACCGAACGGUGAAUACGAGGAAACCCGCGUCGAUUGUAGAGUGAUGUCCUCUUUUAUAUUGGAGUCUGAUAACACGCAAACUGUGGCCAAAACUGUAACGGUGGAUACAAGCAUAACCAAUAAUAGUGGCGAAACUGUUCGAAACACAACUGUGAUAAACGCUAUUGAUGUUAAAGGGCCGUCUAUACAUGUCACUCAAGGAAUGAAUUGUUUUAUGAUUCACAUUAGGGCUUCAAUGAAACAGCAGAGGAAAGUUGAUUGUGCUCUAUUACAGGAGUACGCAAAGCAAUCUUUACGAGCGAGUUCAUUUAGAUCUUUGGGGAGUGGAAAAAUUGUAUCAUUCCUCUUAUUUUCAUUAAUAAGCGUGAGAAUAUUUAUACUUAAGUUAAACUUCAAUUAA